Colletotrichum phormii is the source of this 458-nucleotide messenger RNA. RefSeq lists its product as uncharacterized. The annotation marks the transcript as partial. The record is from RefSeq and is a predicted model, not a curated record. The transcript has a single exon. NCBI's taxonomy places the organism in Eukaryota, Fungi, Ascomycota, Sordariomycetes, Glomerellales, Glomerellaceae.
UGAUAUGUGAAGUUGUAAUAUAUUCGAUUGUUUAUCGGUGAUAUAUAUGUAAUCCAAGAAAUCCAAAUCAUGCCCCUCGCCCUCCUAGUAUCGGUAGGUGAUGGUGGUAAUCGUCCCAAACGCCGAGAAAAGGGUGGAACCAUGUCCUUUCCCCCUUUCCAAAAUUGUUUCCUCCCUCCCCGUCAUCUUUCAUCAUGGGGCGAAUUGCUUAGCAGCAAGACUCCUCGCAGCCGCAAAGGCCGCAGCAGAGCUCGCAGCCAGCCUCCUCACCACCACGGAGACCCAUCUCGGGCUGGGGCUCGGCGGACUAUGUCUUGUCAGUACCUGUGCUUACAUCUAGAUGAUAGCAUGAGGAAGGGAAUAAGCUUACGGGCUGCUGAGUGACGAUGCCGUUCUCAACGGGGACCUCCAUGGGGGCCUGCUGCUGGGGAGCCUCGGGAGCGGGCAUAUUGACGGUU